Molecule: messenger RNA, 1473 nt
Organism: Suillus discolor
Lineage: Eukaryota; Fungi; Basidiomycota; Agaricomycetes; Boletales; Suillaceae
Product: AOX, alternative oxidase mitochondrial precursor
Exons: 10
Coding region: 60-1220 (386 amino acids)
Biological process (GO): alternative respiration
Cellular component (GO): mitochondrion
Molecular function (GO): alternative oxidase activity
Source: RefSeq, a predicted model, not a curated record
AUGUGUGCAUAAUACCAUAUUUCUUACCAAUCAACACUCGGACCUCUUGUCGAUUAUCUAUGUCGAGUAUCUUGAGGACUGCCCUUGUUAGUGCUGGUCCUGCCUGCCGCAUUGGCAUUCUUCACUCUGGGUUGAACCUAGCCCCUAAAUUAGGAACUACGUUCGCAACACGAGCGCUCAUUCAUACUGGUCAACCAAACAACAACUCAUUGACAGGGAAACGAAUCAAUGAAGAAUCCCCCACAGGAACAGAGGGCUUCCAUCUCAAAGACUCGGCUGCAUCUAAGCAGGGUCUGACUACUCCUGAUGCAGUUAGCACAUUGCCACCGACUAUCGUGCGAGGCGAUUGGGUUCUAUUUCAUCCUGUAUACUCUCAGGAGGAGAUCAAAGCAGUCGAGGUUCUCCAAAGGGAAGCGAAAACUAUAUCGGACAAAAUUGCAUACCAUCUUGUCAGGUUGACAAGAUGGGGAUUUGAUCUAGUGUCUGGUUACAAACACAAGCCGAUCCCCGCUGAUAGCAAGAUGUCGGUCGAAGAACUCAGGAAGGGCGGAUAUAUCUUGGAUGAGAAGGCGUGGUUAAGUCGCAUCCUUUUCUUGGAGACAGUUGCCGGGGUGCCCGGAAUGGUCGCGGCGAUGCUCCGCCACCUCACCAGCCUGCGUCUCAUGCGUCGAGACUCUGGUUGGAUACAUACCUUGCUGGAGGAAGCCGAGAAUGAAAGAAUGCAUCUAAUGACCUUUAUGACCUUGCGAAGGCCUUCAUUAUUUUUCCGAGGCCUGGUUUUAGGGGCGCAGGGCGUGUUUUUUAACUUAUUUUUCUUAUCCUACAUAAUAUCGCCCCGCACAUGUCACCGAUUUGUUGCAUACUUAGAGGAAGAAGCCGUUUUAACCUAUACUCGUUGUAUCCAGGACAUCGAAUCUGGACGUCUACCUGAAUGGAGCAAUAUGCCUGCUCCGGAGAUUGCCAAAGACUAUUGGCGUCUAGACCCUAGCGCCAACCUACUUGACGUCAUUUACGCUGUGCGGUCUGAUGAAUCUACGCACCGUUUCGUGAACCACAGUUUCGCCAACCUGAAUACCGAGACUGACGUAAACCCUUUCGCCCUCCGAGAACCUGACAUGCUUGUCAAAGGGCGCAAGCUUGGAUUCUCGAGGGAGGAAGCCGAACAGUACGUGGAGGAGUCGCAUCAAAUGCUGGAGCACGGUAAAGCCGACUCGAAGUAGCCGGCUAGUACAUCUCGGAUCUCGGACCAGGCCACGGACCGUCGCAUCCGUUAUACGUUAAACCCCCACUCGAUUUAGAUACAUACAUUACAUACUGAUAUAGACACUGAACAUUCUGAGAACAAUUAGACUACCGAGCUAGACACCAUGAUAAACGAAAUACAUUGGGAGCGAAAACGCGGCCGACAGAACCCCACACGUGCAUAAAGGUUUGAAAGUGUACAAGAAGAUUUACGUCUAUCCUUGUUGGUUU